GGUGCCGCCACCGAGAAAAGGCGCUUGCCAGGUGCGGUUCUCUGGAACUGUCAUGGCAUUAGACGGGCCAUACCAUACAAUAUUACCAUCAACACCAACUCGGCUCUCCGGCACUCAGCUGCCAAAGCUGAGUUCGCUCGGCGAGGACGCGGGCGUGCCGCCUGGUCCAGCGCUCAGCGACGCGGAUAUGAGAGUUGCAUCACUGGAGAGGGAUAUUCAGUUCUUACAACAGCAGCACAGACACACCCUGCAUCAACUUCAUGCUGAAAUCGAUAGUCUCAAAAGUCAAAACAAAGAACUGCAGUUCAAGCUGAUCAUGGAGCCACUGAAGUCAUACAGAAAAGGCUCGAGCUACAGAGGUCAUAGGCCUCAGCCAGAGGGCCAGAGGUUCCUGCCAGAGAGAGGAAUCAUCCUGGAGCAAGAUCCCAGUACUCCACAAGAAAAGACUGGUGUCAGUGGAAAUGAAAAUCCAGCUGCAGUCCCCUCUGAGAGCGCAGAAGGGCCCAAGCCGUCCAAACAGGGCAGCCGGUCGGAGCUGAUGGGGGGUCUCAUUACCUCCCUGCAGCCCCUGAUGAUCCAGUCCUGCCCCUCCCAGCCCCCGCGGCCCCCCACCCUGCAGGAGUGCGAGGUCCUCAUACGACAGCUCUACAACGCCAACAGCUUGCAGUCACAGGAGAUUUUGCACAUCAAGGCAGUUCUAAGAGAUAUCAUCUUCAGUAGGAAAAUCACCCCCGAGAACUACAUCAUAACAAAAGCCUACCUCAGCAGCGGAGACAGAGCCGGGGACACAGCGAGGUUUCCAAAUCUACCUUUCCGUCAACUCCCGAAGAGAAUGUAAGCCAGUUUUACC
Messenger RNA from Sardina pilchardus (European sardine), 850 nucleotides. RefSeq lists its product as uncharacterized. The record is from RefSeq and is a predicted model, not a curated record. Bases 53 to 838 code for a protein of 261 amino acids. The transcript is spliced from 6 exons. NCBI's taxonomy places the organism in Eukaryota, Metazoa, Chordata, Actinopteri, Clupeiformes, Clupeidae.